Electrophorus electricus (electric eel) is the source of this 3912-nucleotide messenger RNA. RefSeq names its product KAT8 regulatory NSL complex subunit 1-like (gene kansl1l). Gene Ontology annotation, molecular function: histone acetyltransferase binding. NCBI's taxonomy places the organism in Eukaryota, Metazoa, Chordata, Actinopteri, Gymnotiformes, Gymnotidae. Gene Ontology annotation, cellular component: NSL complex. The record is from RefSeq and is a predicted model, not a curated record.
GCUCCCGUGCGAGCCCUCGAGGGUUCUAUCGAGCGCAGCGGUUUAACGGCACUUUCAUAACUCAGGCUCGGGGCGGAGGAAGGAGAACUCUGAAAAGAAUCCGUUACUCUUCGCAAAAUCAGCGAUUCUGUACAAGAUAUUGAAUGACAUGCCUCCACUGGCCUCAUUUUAUCGUAAGAUUUGCUCGGCGGGAAUGACACCAGCCCUCAGCAACAUCAAAAAAGCUGCCAGAAUUCACAUUUCCACUCCUGUUUUAAGCAGACACAUGGAUUCCCGCAGUGCUUUGCUCGGUAUGGACAUAGAGCCUCAGGCUAAAGGUCUGGGAAUGGGAGGACACUACGCUCACGACCUUUGGCUAAACCUCCCUUCCCUGCCAUUUCUGGACUCCUGCGACUCCAAAAGCCCGUUUGAGCUCACGGAGAUGCUCCUACCUUCUCUGUUCCGUAACAAGGAGUCUUAUAAGUCCACAUUGCUGUCGAGCCCUGGGUCUCUGCUUGGGCUCCUUUCUGUAUCCAGAAACUGCGUGGAUUCUCCUUUUCCUCAGACAUACACCUGUGAUGGUCAUUUAGAAGACAGAAGAACAGUGUCAGAGACCUGCCAGAGCCCUGCCCCUGAACUUCCCAGUAGUCCCAGGACAGAUGUUCACGGGUUGAGUGCCCCCUACUGCCAGGAGGUCCUCAGCUCUCCAGAUGAUGGCACUCAUCUCACACGUCCCACCACAGGGCCACCAGAAAUCCAACGCUCUGGGACUGACGGCCACUCGCAUCACCUUCUGUGGCCCUGGUCCUGGCCAGCAGGGUCGUCGUCACCACGGGAGACAGCAAGGGCCAGGGCGGAGCACUGUGGCUGCCGGCAGGCUGCGCUGGAGGCCCGCGUGAGCCGUGUAACUCGGAGACUGCAUGUGCUGUUGGGAGAGCAUACGCUCCGCCACUGUGCCGGCCAGCUGGAAGGCCUCAGGGGGAGGCUCGAGGACCGGCAGGAGCGUUUGUGCGGACCUCCCCCGCUCACCAGGGGACCUAACAGGCUAACAGGUGAUGCUCCCUUCAUCGCCACAGCAACACAGGAGGGUAGCAGAGCCUUCGGAGGUGGCCACAGACAUUCCCCAGUGCGAGGUAGCCCUUGGCAUUCGCAGCUGAGCGGAGACAUGCAGAAGUUAGCGCGGUGUGGCCAGGCAGUGUUGCGCAGUGUGCAGGAGGUCCUGGACUCAGACGCCACGGAGAGCAGCUCAGAUGAAGAAUGGGAGCCAGAGGACAGAUCAGGCUCCAGAACUUCUUCAGGCUGCCUCAGUUGUGAGUGGAGUUGGCAGUGUGAGAGAGCAAAGCUGGCUAGCUGCUGGACAUGGCUGCAGCUCCGGCUUUCUGAGCUGGACCUCCAGAUCCAGCAAAUCGGAGAGCUCCGCCAGCACAUUCUCGCCAGCAAGGCAAGCGUGGUCCUGGCCGAGUCUCAGCCCCUGACCGACAGGCAGAUCCAGCAAGCGCUGCUAAGCGAGACAGCAGGGCUGACGUUCACAGCGGGGGGCAUGCACGCCUGGAGCCCUGAGCCAGACACCGAGCCCAGCAGUCCAACACGUCUCCUCAGGACCAUAGAGAGACAGAGUGCCCAGCUGAAUCUGCUGGUGAACACCCUGAUGGCUCCACUCAGCACAUCACCCUCCUCCUCUCCUGUGUCUAAAGGCACAUGUACCCUCUGGACAGGCCAGCAGAAGAGACCAUUCAAUAGUCCACUGACAGACGUGUUCCUCCACACCACCUCCACCUGUUUGGCAGGGCAGAAGAGAAGGCGUCUGUGUGGUCGGCGCCAGCACCCCCUUCAGGUGGAUGCCACAUGUGUGUCUGCGCGUUCUCGCCCCCUAUUGACCUAUCACAAGCCCCGUCUCUUCAUCAUGAGCCAAUCCUCGCUUGGACGGCAGGUGCUGGAGUCCCCAGCCUGCCCCUGUGUUGGCUGUGUGUCCUGUGAUCCUGUGAGAGUGUGCUCACGCCCAGCCUGCUCCAGCAGUAAUGAGAGCUCUCAUAGCACAGCUCACCUUGUGCCCCCUCUCUCCUCAGAGAGCUCCCCGCCCCUCUCUGUCCCCAUGGCUCUCUUCAGAGAAGACUGGCUCCGGUGGCCUGAGACCAACCCUCCUGAGCUGGGCUUCACCAGUCAUGGCUAUAAGCCUUCAGAGGAAGCAUCCAGCUCUUUAUUCAAUUGCACACACCAGAUGCAUGCUGGGAGCCAUGUAAGCCACAGACGACUGGGCACUCCAGCCCACUGGGGACGCGCCCACCGGGGGCCAAGCAGACCGCUCCACAGACGGACCCUGAAGAGGAGGCACCACCGCCAGGCAGAUAAUGACAUGGGUCUGUCCCAGCCUGGAAAGCUCCUUCUUCAUACAGAGGACAGUGCAGAGGACAUGGGCCCUCCUCACAGCACACACGCACUGCAGAGAGGUUCACAGUUCCCAGUGCGCAGGAAAAAUGGCGAAAAUGUGUACAACAUCGACAACAUCAUCAUCCCUGCGUCGUUGACGGCCUGUAGCAAAGUGGACAAGCUGCAGUACAAGGACAUCCUCACGCCCAGCUGGCGGUUAGUGGACAUUGUUCCUCUGGUACAGAAAGAGGAAGAGGAGGAGGAAGACCUGGAAAAGGUGGAGGUGCUGUCAGAUGAGGUGUUCUCCCACAGACACCAGGGCUGUGAGGGAAGAGAGAGACUCCACUGGGACUACUGGGGAAAAGGCAGGAGAUACAGCCGCAGCAGCAGGCUUUCCAACAGUGGCUGCUUUGAAGGACCAGCAGGAGACCGGCCUGGCGAUGUCCCCGUGUCCAGUGGGCAGUCUUGGACCUUCAGCACACCUGGAGUAGCCCUGCAGGAGGACGUAGAGGCCCAGAUGCCAUGGGAGAGACGUGUUUUCCCGCUGUGCGGGCAGGAUGAGGAUGCGCUAAGAUGCGACGAAGAUGAUAAAGCAGCACAGGCACUCUGGUCUGAAAGACAUGACUUGGAGUCCAGCUCAGCAGAAGGCAGCGGCAAGAACAGCGCUGCAUCUCCCUGCUAUGCUCCCACCACUCCCCCUGCUGGAUGUGAAGGGAAGGACACUCACAGAGCGCAGGGCUGGUUGAGGUGACUGCCAGGAGAGGUUGACUCUUCACCACCAGCAGAUACUGGUACAGCUCCAACUCAUAUUCAGGACUAAAACUGAAUGUAAUACUGAUCAUUUUUAACCUUAAAUUUCUUUGACAAGUUUGUUUACAUCACUGGGCUAAAUUUAGCUCGGAUGCUUGAGUUGCCGUUUGGCAUUCAGGUUGGGGCAGGAACACUGUUUCACUCUUCUUGGCACUAAACAGCUGUCUUGUUUUCUGUUCAUGCAGAGAUUUCCUCGCCUGCAUUGUACUGCCCUCUGAGCAGGACAUACCAUAAUGACAGAAAAAAAACAUUCCUGUCAUCCUGUAAUUGAUGAAAAACCCUUCAGAAGCUUUUUAAUAAAUAUCUCUGGAAGAGAUUUUACAUGGCAUGUAUAUAGAUUUUGAUUUUUAAUACUAGGAGCAGGGCUUCUAAAUGUAUUAAUAAAUCUUGUUCAUUAUUUAUCUUAGAGUUAGAAAUAAUAAUAAUCAGUUUUAAUGUAAUAUAUUGGUUUUUAUUAAUCAACCUGGAAAUGCACUAUGAUUUUUUUUUCAAGCUUUAUGUUUUAGAUUUGAUGCCCAGUUGUGAAAAAAAAAAAUCCUUUUUUUUUUGUUGAACUGCAAGUAUUCUUGGAAGAAAAAGUUUAGUAAAUCUAGAUAGCUCUUACCAUUUAAGCAGAUUCUGGCCUUUAUUUUGCUGUUUUAUAGAAUCAUGAUGUGUCAUUCUGCCUAAUUACACUACAAGUAACCUAGUUGAACAUAUUGCCUUGAACAACAUUCAAUUCUUGGACCAAUGUAAUACCUACAGUGGUCACCAGGG